Messenger RNA from Mesorhabditis belari, 720 nucleotides. NCBI's taxonomy places the organism in Eukaryota, Metazoa, Nematoda, Chromadorea, Rhabditida, Rhabditidae. The record is from the annotation of a GenBank genome assembly.
AUGACAUCGAAGGAUUAUGACAAAAUGACGGUGGUUCAAUUGCGGAACGAUCUCGAAGAUCGUGGUCUUUCAAAAGAUGGAAAGAAAGUCGAGCUAAUCGAACGCUUGAAGAAUGCUGACAAGGAGACCGAAGAGAAAUUAUUGGACACUCCAUUGUUCGAUAACGAUGUGGCACUUGCAGUUGGCGAAAAUGCUGAGGAAUUAUUGCUGCAAACUGUUCCAAAUGAUGAAAGUAAAGGGCAGGAAAAUGAUAACGAAACUUCAAAAAGCCCGGACCGUCAGAAAGCAAUGCUCGCCAGGGUCAUUCGAUUUGGUUUGCCAGUUGCAACUUUGGGAACAACUACUUUUGCAUCCAUGGAAGACGAUGCUAAGUCACAACGAGCCAAAAGAUUUGGUCUUGAUUCAGAAUUGCAACCAACUUCGGAUGUUGCAAAAGCACGCCGGGCUGAAAGGUUUGGGAUAGCUUCCGAAAUCACGUCACAAGGAGCGAAGGCACGCCGAAUUGAAAGGUUUAAUAAUGCUACGGUUUCGGCAAAUUCAACAACUUCAAUUGCGACCGAUAACUCCGGCGACUCGGAAAAGAAAAACUUUGAGAGAGCGGAAUCUUUGAAACGUGCUCACAGAUUUGGUCUCCCUGUUGGCCAAGAUGGUAAACCUGGUCCACUUUCCGAGAUAGACGAAAAGAAAAAGGCUCGUCUUGAACGCUUUGGAGCAGCAACU